UUCAGUGUCUACAGGGAAUAACUUGAGUCUUUUCAAAGAAAGGUGGCAUGGCGUUAGCAAGAGCAAUCUUUUCUUUAUGAUUGGCAUGUAAGCAGUAUUUCUAACCCCCACAGUCUAACUUCAGUGGUAUCACCCAAACCCGUUCAACUGGUCAUGCAUAGUACCCUUUUGCUGUGCGAGCCACGUUGUGUUGUGUUGUACAAAAACAACGGGUUACCAUGUUUAGGUGUACAACUCUAUCUUGAACUGUUAAAAAAAACAUGAGAUAUCACAAGGUGGAUCUUCCUUGUCGAAGAGAAGCGACUUUUUGCGAAGCCUGGAGAUGGACGUGGUUGUGUUCUUUGCGCCUGUGAACAAUGCACACAAUUGAAGGGAUUGUUAGCCUCGGGCUGCUCAAGUAUUGUUGUCAGAUGCACUCGCUGACCUGGUCUACCGACGUCUGAACAAAACUCUGCGCAGACAUCCUGCCGGCUUCUUUUGAAACGAGAACAGACUACAACCAUAGCAAGCAGACAUGUCCUCGCACAAGCAUAUCCUAAGGAUCAACGUGUCGGGGUUGAAGUUUGCGAUCUGUUGCUGCAAGUUGGACCAGUAUCCGGCCACUCUCCUGGGCAGUCCCAAGAGGCGAGCGAAGUACUACGACCCGGUACGACGGGAAUACUUUCUCGACCGACACAGGCCGACUGCGGAGGCUGUCUUCCACUUCUACCAUAGCAGCGGCACCCUCCAAAAGCCAGAAGAAGUGCCCAUGGACACUUUCAUAGAGGAACUCAAGUUCUACGACCUCGGUAAAGAUGUGAUGGAAGAGUACUUGCGAGGACAGGGGUACGUGCCGAAAAAGCAACACCCCCUUCCGCCGGAAAGUCAGAAGUUAAAAAGGACGAUCUGGCUGCUCUUCGAGCAUUCCAACAGUUCCAAGGCGGCCACGUUCAUCGCAGUGGUGUCCAUCACGUUCAUUCUGGUGUCCAUAAUCGGGCUGUGUUUGGAGACUCUCCCUGUGUUUCACAAGGACAAACACAAACCUGCAACACCCACUGACGACAGGACAAACUCCACCUCCUCUCCACACCAGGCCUGGGGCAGACUAGAAGAAGAGAUGGAGACUGGGGACCCGUACAAGGACGACCCGUUCUUCCUCCUGGAGACCGUCUGUAUCUGCUGGUUCACUAUCGAGCUCAUCCUCCGCUUCUACUCCUGUCCGAACAGAAGGGUCUUCUUCAAAAGCCUCCUGAACGUGGUGGAUCUCCUGUCCAUCCUGCCGUACUACGUGACGUUAGUGAUCGCGGGUUUAGCGGGGCAUGACCAGGACAUCGACCUGCGCUUCUUGUUUGUCCUGAGGGUGCUGCGGACCUUCAAACUGUCCAGGUACAACCGGGGCUUCAAGGUCCUGGGCAAGACCCUAGCGCGGAGCCUGUCUGAUAUCGGCAUGUUGAUGGUGUUCCUGUCCAUCGUGGUGGUGCUCUUCUCCUCCAUCAUGUACUUCGUGGAGGCCAGCGACCCAGCCACCAAGUUCCAGUCCAUCCCUGACGGCUUCUGGUGGGCCAUCAUCACCAUCGUCACGGUGGGAUACGGCGACAUGUACCCAACAACCACGGUCGGAAAGCUCAUCGGUGCACUGUGCGUCAUAUCCGGUCUGCUGUCCAUUGCCCUUCCGGUUCCCGUCAUUGUCUCCAACUUCGAGAUGUUUUACAACCAGCAGGUUAUCGAGGAUGACGAGGGGGAGGAGGUGAAAGUGAAGGAAGAGCCGGAGGAAAUCGGGACCCUGUCCGACAUCCACUCCUUGGCUGACCGACAGAGUGACGUGGACAGUGGCCUGGGACGGUCCCCCCUUCACUCCAUCAGGUCAAAAUGGGGCGGAGAAAAGAAAGACGCCGACCGGGAGUCGAUGGUCUAGAAAAAGUCGGGAUCAACGAAAAGUCGGGAUCAACGAACUAUUUUUGCAUAUUAUACCACGCUUUUGCACAGCAUCCCCACUAAUUAUAAAGUAUGCGUAUUCACUAGCGAGAUUUUGUCAAAGUUAACUUUGAUAUAUCAUACUAUUGUUGCGUAUUUGUGGCAAAUAAAACUGAAGUUUGUUAAUAUUUCUGCAACUGGAUUAGGGGAACGUUUAUAACAAAGUGCUAUGUAAUUAUUAUAUAAAUGCAUCAAUAGGUGAACGCAUGGGGCUUUGAAAAGAGUAAUAUUAGUUCCUUAUUUGUAUAGCAUCAUCAGGCAUGGGAGAUAAGUGGAACCCUGUAUGUACACGUGUACUAAGGUUAAUGCACUGCCGUCUGUUUUGCAAGCUACCUGUACGUUUAAUGUAACAUUUAUUUUUAUAUAACGUAAUUUAUCACACACUAGUAUUCGUAGAUUGUGGAAAUCUGUGGGAAUGUCGAAUUAUGUAUGGAUCUAUGUGUAUAAAUGCCAGAUAUUGCCGUUAUAUACUAGACGCAUAAGAUUUGUUGUUUAUUCAAUACUGAAGCUAUUCUGAUGUAUUCAUACGAAAGCCAUAUAGCUUUAAACAUUUAAAAGUACGAUAGUCUCCACAUGUACAAUGUUAUGUACAAUGUUAUUCUGAUUAAGUAAUGAGCAGUAUGACAGUGGAGAGAAGUAAGUACGUAACGCUAAACUUAUAAAGAUUUGCGAAUCUCUACCGCUAAUCUUCAAUUCUAAUCGCAAUUCUCAUUUAGAAGACUUAUGAUGGGGCUGCUGGUAUCAUUAAACAUAUGUCAAUACUACA
Messenger RNA from Branchiostoma floridae (Florida lancelet), 2719 nucleotides. RefSeq names its product potassium voltage-gated channel subfamily A member 3-like. NCBI's taxonomy places the organism in Eukaryota, Metazoa, Chordata, Leptocardii, Amphioxiformes, Branchiostomatidae. Gene Ontology annotation, cellular component: voltage-gated potassium channel complex; membrane. The coding region runs from base 515 to 1894 and encodes 459 amino acids. Gene Ontology annotation, biological process: protein homooligomerization; potassium ion transmembrane transport. The transcript is spliced from 5 exons. The record is from RefSeq and is a predicted model, not a curated record. Gene Ontology annotation, molecular function: delayed rectifier potassium channel activity.